CUUCAACUGCAAAGGUAGUCAUUACUUCGAGUACUUUGCAAAGUCUAACCCUGAGAUGGGCCGGCGAUUUGCGAGCAUGAUGGGCGUAUGGAGCCGCGGAAGGCCGCGGUGGUUCUCCGAGGACUACUAUCCAGUCAAGGACCGCUUGAUCGCCGGCGCCGAGCAGGACAGUCCUUUCCUAGUCGAUGUUGGUGGUGGUUCCGGACAUGAUAUUGAAGGUUUACGACAGGCGUUUGAAGGUCAGCUACCAGGUCAGCUCGUCCUACAGGAUCGGCCAGAAAUCAUUGAACUUGCAAAAGUUGGGCCUGGGAUUGAAGGUAUGGUGCACGACUUUAUGAAGGAACAGCCUGUUCGUGGAGCCCGGUCUUAUUACCUCCAUUCGAUUAUUCAAGACUGGAACGAUGACGUGAACACCAGCAUCUUGAAAGCAAUCGUUCCAGCCAUGAAGCGAGGCUACUCCAAGGUUUUGAUUAACGACUUCGUAGUCCCGGACCAGGGCGCGCAUUGGGCGCAAACUUGUCUGGACUGGGAACUGAUGGCGAGUCUUGGAGCACGGCAUCGCACUGAAGCCGAGCACAAGAAGCUAUACGAAGGAGCUGGUCUCAAAAUCACUGGCAUCUGGCGCCAUCCACAAAGUCUGGAUGCAUUGAUAGAGUUGGAACUCUCAUGAGAUGACUAGUGUACAUCGCACGUAGUUGACACGGCGGGCCAGCGUGGCGUA
Molecule: messenger RNA, 721 nt
Organism: Parastagonospora nodorum SN15
Lineage: Eukaryota; Fungi; Ascomycota; Dothideomycetes; Pleosporales; Phaeosphaeriaceae
Exons: 1
Coding region: 56-670 (204 amino acids)
Molecular function (GO): O-methyltransferase activity
Source: RefSeq, a predicted model, not a curated record